Messenger RNA from Melanotaenia boesemani (Boeseman's rainbowfish), 4282 nucleotides. It is a transcript of the gene rbbp8nl, whose product is annotated as retinoblastoma binding protein 8-like. The record is from RefSeq and is a predicted model, not a curated record. Gene Ontology annotation, molecular function: double-stranded DNA binding; single-stranded DNA binding; flap-structured DNA binding. Gene Ontology annotation, cellular component: site of double-strand break. The transcript has 14 exons. Bases 219 to 2123 code for a protein of 634 amino acids. Lineage: Eukaryota; Metazoa; Chordata; Actinopteri; Atheriniformes; Melanotaeniidae. Gene Ontology annotation, biological process: DNA double-strand break processing involved in repair via single-strand annealing; double-strand break repair via homologous recombination.
CGUCUCUUUUUCCUCCAUAUCAGUCUCCUGCUGCUCUAUCACUCUAUACAUCUGAGCUGUGCAGCGAGAGCCAGAGAAGAAGAAAGCGGUGCCGGGAACGUCCCUGGGUGUAUGAGGGUGGAUCGCUGCGUGAGUGUGUUCACCAAACAACAUGGAAAUACCUCUGACCAUAGAGAGAGAAACACGACGUUGACAGAGUUUAGACGUGGUGAUGGGAAAUGCAAGAGUCGAUCUCAGGGGUGACAAUGGAGAGUUUCAUAGAGCUGCUGCAUAAGCUGCAGGAAGUCCACGAGCGAGAGGUGGAGGGGUGGCAGGUAAAAGUCAAAGAGCUGUCCAACAAGAAGGGCUGUGAAACAAAGCGAAUGGAGGAGCUGUUCACCAGAAACCAGCAGAUGAAAGAGCAGCACCGAGUACUCACCGAGAACAUCAAGACUCUGGAAAACAGACUGAGGGCAGGCCUGUGUGACAGGUGUACAGUAACUCAGGAGGUGGCCAAGAGAAGACAGCAGGAAUUUGAAGCCUCGCAGAUACAGAGCCUCCAGCACCUCUCCAUACUCGCUACAGAGAUUACCAACCUUAAGAAAGAGAAUAUAAGACUUAAAGAUGAGAUGAGGGGCUUAAGAGCAGCACUUAACAAAGGUCAGAGCGACCAUUCCUCCAACAGCAGCACUGCCACAGAAGUCAAACCUAACAGCUCCCCAGAUCUUUCACCCUCCUCUGGGCCUGUGGCCCUCGUCGCGCCGACGACCAGCAGAAGCAGCAAGCAGCCAGCAGAUGGCGAUGUUGUCGUCAAAACAGAGGCAGACCAAAGAAGUGAAGAAGCUGAACACAGACAGUCGAGAGGGACAAACCGAAGUAGUUUUCAGGUGUUCAAGCCUCUGGCAACUAUGUUAUCAACACCGUGGGAGCCUGAACAAAGUGUAACCUAUGUUGGAGAGAAGAGAAAAAGUGUUGAAGGACGUGAUCAGCAUGCUUCCAUCCCUCCUCAACCUCCUCGAAAGAACUCUUCUUCCUUGAGUGGUGGAGAGGUGAAGCCAAGCAGACCUGUGAUCCAUGCUCCUAUUCCCUGCCAUCCUCGGCCAGUCAAGACCAGUUCCAUCUCUCUCCCCUGGUCCUUGUCUGAAUCCUCUGACUGGACUACUAUGGCUGUUCCUGGAACCAACUCCAUGGUCCAAAACCCUUCCAGACAGCAACUCCCACGCUUUCCCAACCUGAUCCCACCUAUCCCACAGGUCAGAAGACACAGUUUUGGCCCUACAUGGCAAAACCAGAGCACCCCUCAGCCCCAAACUAAGGAGCCAACUGUGGUUUUUAAGUUGAAGAGUCUACCAGAGUAUGCAGAGAAUCAAACUAAACCCCAAGAGAGAAAGGAAAGCCCAUCUUGCAAGUCUGAGAAGGUCUCAGGAGAAGAACUUCAGGACACCUGUGACGGGCCUUUGGACUUAUCAGAUCGAGGGAAGCCCAAAUCCAGCCAAACCUUCAAAGAUGAGACUCCCAUAGCUUUACAGGUGGAUGUAAAAAAACCGAGGAGCCUUGACAGUGAUGUGAACACACAGAUCCCAGUAUCAUCCCCGUCACUCGUCUUCCACUCAUCCCCCUGUACGCCAUUCAAACAAGAGCAAGAGCCAAGCAGUGAUCAUAACCACGAGGCAGUCAGAGAGCAGGAGCAGAGGGAGGAGGUCUCUGGAAAGACAGACCAAAGCAACGGAAGGAAAGUUCCUGUCCUCACUCUGUCAUUACGUCCAGUGGUAAUGCUGGAGACCCUGAACUCUGCGCUACAAAAGCAAGCAUCAUCAUCAUCCAAUGGAAAGGUAAUACAAACCAACAAGGCCAACAUGGUGGACGCCGUUCGCUCCCACUUGUUUCAAACAUGUCCUCCUGUUGUGAGCCCUUGCUCUUCCUCUGCAUCACCACAGUCAUCGUCACCAUCAAUUGAGGCAGAGAGCAGCUCAGAUGAGCAGCAUGAGGACGAAAGUGGAUCAGAACCAGACAGCAGCCAGGGCUGCAAGAGGAAGAGGCCAUCUGGGGAGGCCGAGACUGAGAGGGACUCCGACACAAGCAACAUCCGAAAGGAAAGGAGGAUCAAGAUCACAGUGCGAACCGAGGAAAGGAGCCCUAGCUAAAGACGUCAUCACCAGUUUACAGACAUCUGCUGGAAGCCAUUCUUGUUUUGUGCCACAUGAGGCAGCACAACAAGCUGUAAACACAAAACUGUCACAACCUGACGCAGCAUGCUAUCUGAUGCAGCGUGCACACCCAGCAAACACGCAGCAGCUUUACGUUCUACCUUAUUUUCCUCUUCAUCAGCUGCAUUCGCUCUUUUUAGCUCUGCAGAAUGUGCAGAAAUGAUCCAACUCCGUCGCCACGCUGCUGUUUGCUUGCUAGGUUUCUACUCGCAGAAGGAAGGGUUCAGGGAGAAGACGGCUUUAGCUCGUGGCUGAACAUGAAGUAGGCAGUAAAGCUGUGAGUUGUGAAAUGAAUGAAGUGGUAUGAGGUGUGUAUGAGGCAGUGAUGCUGUUAUCAUCACUUUUAGCUGGAGAACGUUGAUCAGUUGGUUUUUCCUUUUUGUUUAUAUAUAAGCAAGUUGAAAAUGAGCCUACAAGAAUUACGUUUAAUUCAGUUUUUUGCUAAACAUUAAACAUACUGUCUUUGCCACACGGGUCUCCACAGGGGUUCAUCAUCAUGACGCUUCAUAUGGUAUGCUUCAGAUUCAAUCAAUAUAGCUAUCAAACUGGCUUCACGACAGUAUUUUAAAUAACCUGUUGAGAACAUACACGGUUUUACCAAAUGCCUGCCUUCAUUUUGAUUCUGGCCUUGUAGGGCCAGAAGCAGGUUUUUGACAUUUAAAUGAAUUAUUAAAUGGAACAAGCAGCUUUAGUGCAGGCUGGAAGAGGAGGAUGAAGGGGGGCGAAUCUGCAAAUGAUGUUUAAUUUACCAGGACGUCACUGGGACUGGACCUGGGACUCCAGCUUUCUCCUCUGAGCCUGACCAGGACUAUCUGAACCAUGACGAUGACAGAUCGUCUGCUUACGUGUCACCAAAAGCUGCUUCAGAAAACUGUUUGCUUUGUAGAUGUUUGAUGCUGUUCAGUCAGCCACCAAUGAUUGAGACCUUUCUACCUAUCGGUCUCGCUGGGGGAUGGGUGGGGCCUAAUAAAUGUAAGUGGUUGAGUUAACAUGUCACGUAAAUUAUUGAUAUCUUACGAUCUCCUGCCAUGGAAUGUGACACAAUUAUUAAUCUUAUUAUUUAGAACACAAAGACAUGAGAAAUAAAAGAUGCAGAACACUGGCAGAUAAAACGGAGAGUGUGAGACGUCAUGUGGGUGAGAGUGUGUGCCACUGUAUUCAUGCAGUUUAUAUACAUGAGCAAUUAUUUUAAAAAAUGUAAAUGAAAUUAAAAUGAGGGAUAUUGAAAAACCUACAUGUUUUCCGGUGAGACUUGGCUGAAGUAUCUCACACAAAAUAAAAAGAAAAAAUAAGUGGAAAGGUAGUUUAUUUAUAAAUUUUAUAAAUGAUUUUAUAAUAAUAAUAAUACAUUUUGUUUCUGGGUGCCUUUCAUGACGCCCAGGGUCCCCUUAAAGUAAAAUAUACAUAAAAUACAGUAAAAAAAACAGUCAAAUUGAAGGAGUUAAAAGAACAAGAACAAAUGAAAAGCAGAAAACGCGACGUGGGAGGAUCACAGAGCAGCAGAGCUAGAAAAGAUGAGUUUGGGAGUGGAUGUGGGGGAGGUCAGAGGGGAGGUGGAUUCCAGAUGGAGAUCCAUGAAGGUAAGAUGUGAGUGGGGUUCAGUGAGACAGGUGGAGAAAGAGCAUCUAAGAGUGCAAACAGGGGCGAGAUCACAGAGGGGCUUGGAACAGUAGUAAGGUUUUAGAGUGAAUGCGGGAUUGCAGGACAGGUGUGACGUGGUUGGAAAAUGGAGUUCUAGUUAUGACACGUGCUGAUGAUUUCUGAACCAGUUGCAGUUUGUGUAAAGUUUUCUGAGACCAGGUCAAAGGGAGCUGCUUUAGUCCAGUCGAGACGUGGCUGUGAAGGAGGGUGGAAGCAGGGAGGGGCGUGAAUGGGUGACAUUGUGGAGAUAAAAGUUGGCUGACAGGUGAUGUUAUUGAAGGAAAGUGUGCUAUUGAGGAUGACACCCAGACUCUCGACCUGUAGGGGAGGGGGAAAUAACAAACGGUGAGACUUGGCUGGAUUGGAAAUGCCAUCGAGUUCUCUGAUCUCAGGUCGCUUCCCUGAGAUGUGACUGUAGAGUUUCCAGAAUAUUAUGAUAUACCCGACAGUAAAAU